Neurospora tetraspora is the source of this 1027-nucleotide messenger RNA. Its product is annotated as putative rho3 protein. Gene Ontology annotation, biological process: small GTPase-mediated signal transduction. NCBI's taxonomy places the organism in Eukaryota, Fungi, Ascomycota, Sordariomycetes, Sordariales, Sordariaceae. Gene Ontology annotation, molecular function: GTPase activity; GTP binding; protein kinase binding. The record is from RefSeq and is a predicted model, not a curated record. The transcript is spliced from 5 exons. The coding region runs from base 148 to 768 and encodes 206 amino acids. Gene Ontology annotation, cellular component: cytosol.
GACAUUCAUCAUCGAGUUCCAGACGCAACUAAAAGGGGCCCACCAAUCCGCUCCUUCGCUGUUCCUCGAGACUCGGAAACGGCAAUACUGUAACAGCACAAUAACUCGAUUCAAUCACUUCUUUUCUUCUUCAGAACAUCAGUCAAAAUGCCUUGCGGACUCGGAGGUUCGAAAAAUGUGCAGCGCAAGCUCGUCUUGCUCGGCGAUGGUGCUUCCGGAAAGACCUCACUACUCAACGUUUUCACAAGAGGCUAUUUCCCCACUGUAUACGAGCCGACCGUCUUUGAGAACUAUGUGCACGAUAUCUUCGUCGACAAUGUCCAUAUCGAACUGUCAUUGUGGGAUACCGCCGGCCAGGAAGAAUUCGACAGGCUACGAAGUCUAUCAUACGAUGACACCGAUUUGAUCAUGCUUUGCUACUCCGUCGACAGCAAGGACUCUCUCGAAAACGUCGAAAGCAAAUGGCAAGGCGAGAUUGCCGAAAACUGCCCGGGCGUCAAAAUUGUUUUGGUGGCGUUGAAGUGCGACCUGCGCGAGGCAACCGAAGACGAGGAGGAUGGAGCCAACGAGGACGGCGCUCAGCGGGAGAAGAAGCCAAUGAUCAGCUACGACCAAGGCCUGGAAGUGGCUCGCCGGAUCAAGGCCCUCCGAUAUCUCGAAUGCUCCGCCAUGCGCAACCGGGGAGUUAACGAAGCCUUUACCGAGGCGGCGCGUGUCGCUCUGUCAGUAAAGAAGGAUCGCGAGGAGUCGAAGUGCGUGGUCAUGUAAGACGGCAGACCGAAUAGCCCGGAUAAUGGCCCCAGCAUAGGCCGUCCUCUCGAGCCUCGAUGCUAGGCAAAAUUGCGUUUCAUACGCAUGAUCGACGCAGAUGAGAGCACCACUAGCAAGCACGGGCAACCACAUCUAUGUCUCCCGACCAGCUCAUUUACGCCAUCGCCCAAGAGGGACGCCUAUACGACGCCGAUACCGGACAUUUCUGUCCUACGAUGCACACGAUUUCACAACCAACAGUGGUUCCCUUAUCAAC